Messenger RNA from Daucus carota subsp. sativus, 1664 nucleotides. Its product is annotated as RING-H2 finger protein ATL54-like. NCBI's taxonomy places the organism in Eukaryota, Viridiplantae, Streptophyta, Magnoliopsida, Apiales, Apiaceae. The coding region runs from base 246 to 1301 and encodes 351 amino acids. Gene Ontology annotation, biological process: protein ubiquitination. Gene Ontology annotation, molecular function: transferase activity. The transcript has a single exon. The record is from RefSeq and is a predicted model, not a curated record.
CAUUGACUUUGCCAAAACAACCAAAAUUUCCACUCAAAUCCCAUAUUUUCCACACACAAAUCCAAGAAUACUCAAUACCCAAAAUUUUACUACAACUAUUUGUUUUAUGUUGGAUUUGAUCUAAGCAUCAUAUUAUUACUCUAUGUACUUGGAGCCAUUCAACUCAAACACUUACACUUUGGUUGCAUGUAUCUUCAUGUGCAAGGUAAGACUAAUUCCAGUUGUUCAUAAUCCUCUGUUUUUAUAUGGCUAAUUUUUACACAAGAAUAUUGGAUGAAGAAGCACCACCAUACCCGAAAUGUGUUGAUGAUGAUUGUUCUCCAAAAGAUGAAGAUGGUUCAAAAUCAAAUCUACCCUUUUCGCCUAUAUUGCUUAUUUUGAUGUGUUUUCUUGUUGCUGUGUUUUUCUUGAUAUGUUAUUUCAUAAUUCUCAAGAGAUAUAGGGUUCGUUUGAAUAGUCUUAGGAGGACUUUUUCGAGAAAUAUUGAUCAGACUGAUGAGAAUAUUAUGAAUGAAGAUCAUGGCCCCGAGUUGAUUCAUCCGAUAUGGUUGAUUAACACUGUUGGUUUGACCCAGAUGGUUAUUGAUUCUAUUGCGAUUAUUAAGUAUAAGAAGGGUGAAGGGUUGGUUGAGGAGACUGAUUGUUCGAUUUGUUUGAGUGAAUUUGGAGAUAAUGAGAGUUUGAGGCUUUUGCCUAAGUGUAGUCAUGCUUUUCAUAUUUCUUGUAUUGAUACUUGGUUAAGGUCACAUAAGAAUUGUCCUCUGUGUCGUGCUCCGAUCGUUGUUGAGGCGAGUAAUGUUGGGUUGAGUACUGUGGAGACCACGAAUACGGAUGGAUUGGGUACAGGUGAAGAUAAUUUGGCGGAGAAUUUAGAUAGUAAUGGUGAGGGCGGGGAUGGAGCUGGAGAUAAUAGUGCGGAGGAGCUAAGCAAUGCUAGUAAUGAAGAAGUUAGUGAAAAUAAAGACAAGGCUUUGGUGGAUCAAAGUUUAAGGAAUUGUGGUUUUGAGGUUUUAAGUGCUAUUGGGGAAGGAGGAUCACAAGAAGUGAGGAGGUCAGUGUCAUUGGAUUCAUAUUCUGCUUCAAUGAUUCAGAUUGCAGUUGCGAAUAUUGAUCCAGUGAAGGUUGUGAGACAUAAUAAAAAUAGAUCAUUGUCAAGGAUAUAUGGAGUGAUGAAAAGUUCUUCAUUUAGACAUUUUUCAGAAAAAGGGCAUGUUUCGAUGAAGAGAACACUCUCAUCUACUAGUAGGAAGUGGCCAAAAUCCGGUUCCAGUAAAAGCCAUGACUCCAUUUUGCCAUUGUAAAAACUGGUAGAAUUGAUUCGUCUAUGCAGAAUAAAAGAUAAUAAGGGUAAGGCUACAGACAUCACAGACAGUAUCACAUGUUCGUCGUUCGGAUAAUGGCUUUUACAUUCCAAGUACUGUGGUAUGAAGCAAACAACAUUCAGUCAUGCCAUGUUGAGUUCAAUCUACAGACUAAAGAAGCCGCAAGUCUACUUGUUAAUGAAAAAGUCUGAAGCUGCAACAGCAACAGCAAGUUCUUACAGAUUGAUGUAUCUUCGGUUUACUUGCUUGACUGAAACAUAAAUUAAAAUUAACAGUACUGUAAUGUAUUUAUCAUACCAAAAUUGUAAUCUUGAACGAUGAACACGAGUCUUUUAAGUGGUC